CGGCGGCGACCGUGGUGGCGGCGGCGGCUGCUGCUGGUGGUGGUGGCGGCUGCGGCGGCUACGGCGGCGGCGGCAGCGGUGGCGGCUGCUUCGGCCAGGAUUCCCGGCCCCACCCCCGCCAUUUCGGACUGGCGCGGGCCCUGAGGACUGCGGCGGGCGCCUGAGGCUCGGCGGCUCCCAGGUGCGGGGGAGAGAGAGAGGCCUGCUGAAAAUGACGGAAUAUAAACUUGUGGUAGUUGGAGCUGGUGGCGUAGGCAAGAGUGCCUUGACGAUACAGCUGAUUCAGAACCACUUUGUGGACGAAUAUGACCCUACGAUAGAGGAUUCCUACAGGAAACAAGUAGUAAUUGAUGGAGAAACCUGUCUCUUGGAUAUUCUCGACACAGCAGGUCAAGAGGAGUACAGUGCGAUGAGGGACCAGUACAUGAGAACUGGGGAGGGCUUUCUUUGUGUAUUUGCCAUAAAUAAUACUAAAUCAUUUGAAGAUAUUCACCAUUAUAGAGAACAAAUUAAAAGAGUUAAAGACUCUGAAGAUGUACCUAUGGUCCUAGUAGGAAAUAAAUGUGAUUUGCCUUCUAGAACAGUAGACACAAAGCAGGCUCAGGACUUAGCAAGAAGUUAUGGGAUUCCUUUUAUCGAAACAUCUGCAAAGACAAGACAGAGAGUGGAGGAUGCUUUUUAUACAUUGGUGAGAGAGAUCCGACAAUACAGAUUGAAAAAAAUCAGCAAAGAAGAAAAGACUCCUGGCUGUGUGAAAAUUAAAAAAUGCAUUAUAAUGGGUGUUGACGAUGCCUUCUAUACAUUAGUUCGAGAAAUUCGAAAACAUAAAGAAAAGAUGAGCAAAGAUGGUAAAAAGAAGAAAAAGAAGUCAAAGACAAAGUGUAUAAUUAUGUAAAUAAAAUUUGUACUUUUUUCUUAAGGCAUACUUAAGUAAAAGUGGUAAUUUUUGUACAUUACACUAAAUUAUUAGCAUUUGUUUUAGCAUUACUUAAUUUUUUUCUGCUCCAUGCAAACUGUUAGCUUUUAUCCUAAAUGCUUAUUUUUAAAUGACAGUGGAAGCUUUUUUUUUUUUUCCUCUAAGUGCCAGUAUUCCCUGAUUUUAGUUUAUGAACUAGCAAUGCCUGUGAAACAAAAGCUGAGUUCCUGGGACGCCUGCCGUCCCGGGCUGCGUGGUGCAUGCCGCUGACCCCUUCCUGUUUCCUUAUCAGUUGUGAACAUUGGUGUGAAACAACCUAAAGAAGCUUUGACGUCAUCCCUGUUUUAUGUUUUAUCUAGUCACAUACAUGGGUUAAUUAGUGACUAACUUCAGUUUAGAGUUCUGGCCAUUUUCCUGAGACGCUGAGGGAACACGCAUGUCUGGACUUUGUAUUGAUUUGUCUUCUGAGCAUCAUGUCCUCCCGUUUGCCAUCCUCACGAGUGCGAAGUGACAUUGUUAGCAAAAGUUUCCUUUCCCACUACUAGUCAUGGUCUCUCUCCUCCAAAUACUAUAUUUUUUUUAUAAAAAGGAAGAAAAGGAAAAAAAAAUACAAAACAAUGGAAUAAUUAAGGCCAUUGACUAUCCACAUUAGGUAAAUUAUUCAGAUUCCUAAUGGCUUUUCCUGUUAAGGCAAGCCAAGUAUGAAAUGGGGAUUAUAGUAACUAAUUAGGGGCUGUAUUUACAUGCUAUUAAAGUUUUAUAAUAGCGGAAAAACUUUUAAAAUGUAUAAAAAAUUCUCAUAGGAAUUAAAUAUAAUCUCCUUGGGUCAGAUUGCUCUUUCUCAGCAUAAAUUUGCGUCUUUUCUUGGACUUACUAGUCUUUGGAAGUGAUUACUAGGGUUCUUUAUGGCUAAGUGGGUGGUGAUGAGACUCAGGUUGGAAGGCCAGGCCCUGUGUGAACCUGGAGGUGUCACCCAGGCCUCCGGAGCACUGGAGCACCGAGUGACCCAGGGCUGCUUGGCGCGGGUGGCUCACCAUGGGGCCCGGAGAGUGUCUGAAUAGCUCAGCUCGACAGGAUGCAUUUGUAGCAUGUGGUGGUUCCACGGACGAGUCAAAAGCAUCGUUUCUUUUUUGUAAACUUUUUAAGAAAUUUAAGUAUUGACUUGAAAGUUCAGAUUUUGAGGUUGGAUGUGUCAACAAAUUUCUUUUUAAACAUUGAAGCAAAAGUUUCAGAAAUGUCUAGUUUGGUUAAUUCUUUUAAUACUGGUUAAAGUAGUGCAUCAUGAGCACUUUCCAUGCUUGAUGCAAAUUUUGAAUAGCUAUUACUAAAAGAACAGAUGUAUAAGCGUUACUGAAAAGUCCUUGCAAUGCAUCUAAAGUGUUAUUGAAAGUGUUUGAGGCGAGAUGGCAUAGGGAGAUGAAAAUAGCAGCCUAGGAGGAAGGGGACUCAGGGGUUAGGUGUGCUUCCUGCGCAAAUCCAGAUUUUGAACUAAUCACUUGUUGUCCAUGUCUCCAUGUUAAAAGAAGUCAUCUCAAAGCUCCCUGUAACUCCACAGCCGUGUGGUUUACGUUAAGCUUACGUAAGCCUACACCUGUUUGUCCCGCUUUGCACAAUCUCCAACUUGUUUUUACCUGUGUUACCAUCUUCAUUGCCAGUCUUGGGCAAAAUUGUGCACAGGGUGAAGUUUAUAUUUGUGUUUAUAUUCAUUCUCCAGUUUCAGGACUCCCCUCCCAUGCCGUUGUACCUGCCCAUCCUUCCACAAGAUGACACGAUGCACCUUUCUUUCAAUCCUCCCAUUCUCCUGAUUCCCUGUGUUUUUGCUGCUAUGGAUGUCUCCAUGAUGUUUUCCCAGUAGGUCACGUUCAGAAUGCCCCACAUCUUAUUUCCUCAGGGCUCUGACUAAUCUGACAGAUACAGUGAUGGAAUGUGACCUGCGAGGUGGGUGAUACCAGUAGCAGUUUAAUCAAGAGCCUUGACCAUCAUCUCUUUGUAGCCCAGUAAGGAGGAAUUUCCAAACCAGCCGAAGUCUGAACAGACAGUGCUGUCCAGUGGAAGGAGAACUUAAUAAAGGUAGUGCUGCAGUCUGCAGCCAGGGCGAGCCUUGCUGCCAGUCGUACAUUCCAUUACAAUGAAAAGUACUUUGGGAUUUAAUGCACGUUGCUGUUUAUGAGAACUCAUUUAUUCUGUGAAUACAGUGAGUGUCUAUCCGAUGGCAGCUAGCGUACAGACAACAAUGAUGAGGUGUAAGCAUCCUCCAGGAGGGACAUCCUGUCCACUGCUCAGCCGUGCUGCCGUGCUCCCAAAGGCCGUGUCAGGCCCCGCACAGGACCUGCAGGUAACCAGUGUGGAGCUCCGCUCCUCAGAGAGGGCUUCUCCCAGUUCUAAAAUAAUUGUUUUGCUAUGAUUCCAUUGUGACUGAUCAAGUUACUUCAUAUAUAGAUCACUUUACAUUGUUUCAAAGGGUAAACUUUGAUCUUUAUUUGGCAUAACUGAUUUAUUGAGACAAUUAUAGUAUUACAUUCUGUCAUACUAAUAUUAAAAUUCAAAAGUGUGUAAUGUUCUUUGUAGUUAAAAUAGACUUUUAAAAAUUAAAGAUUGACUUCUAAAAGUUUUAUCUGGUCAGUUCACAGAAAAGGAAACUUUUGUGUAAAAAUACAAUUUCUGAAGUGCAGUGCUAAAGUACAGAGUUUGGGAGUAUUGUCUAGGCAGAGUUCUGUGACUGAACAAGUACCUCUUAAAUCUACAGACACAUGACCACACUUAGCAACUGUAGGGCAUGACAGAGGGGGCAGUAAAUUUAAAACUCCUGAGUUUGAUAUAGCUGGGCACAUUUUUUUAAGGUAGUGGUAAUAAUCUUUUGUUAGGUAAAUUUUGAAUAGCUUAACAAAAGGUUUUCUUAAAGAUUUCAGAGAGGGUGAAAAUUCUAGGAAUUAAUGUAAAUGUUACUUAAUUAUAAUAGCUUUAAAGAUAAAUCCUUGUUGGAAAAAGUGCUAAAUUACAUAGUCUUAGUAUUAAUAUGUUUGUGGAGGAACUUAGCUGACAUGUAGCGUAAUUUGGGUGGAAUAUUCCCCAUUAGGGAUUCUAAGCUCUGUGUUAACUGAGUCACACUGCAUAGGAAUUUAGACUCUAACUCUUGAGUUGUUAAAACUUUUGCCACGAGUGCACAAUUUUGUCCUAAAAUAUUUGUGUGUAUAAACUUUCUAAGGCAUGUUUAAGUUAUCAUUUGCACAAAUUCAUCUCAUUUGUAUUCCAGUGACUUUCUCUUUUUUCCCUGGUAACCAUUUUUCCCCUGAAAGAAUACAUAUACACCUAAGGAUUUUUUUUUUUUUUGAGACAAUAAGAACUGUCUGAAAUAAUUCCCAUUUUGUCAUAUAAUAAUUUCUUGGUCAUUACUUUGCAGUGUUUCUUAAAAUCAAACAAUUGAUUUAAAACUGAAUUUACAUUUAGUGAUUUUCUGGCUACUAUUGGGUAGCAUGAAUCCUGCAUUGAGAAACUGGACAAUAAACAACUGGCAACUGUAAAUCUGUCAGAAAGUGGAUAUUAUUUCUUAGAAGAUAUAUUCAUGCUAGUUUUUGAGGCAUAAUAACUAGAUUAAGAUUCGUGUUUUAGUUAAAUAGUUUGCAGUACCUGUUUGGGAUGAUGAUAGGCAAUUUAGAAGGACUUUAUAAAAACAAAAGUUCCAACCUGCAGAAACAGCGAUCCCAGAGGGCCCACCACCCCCAGAGCUGACCGGUUACGUGACGUUCAUCACAAGUUUCCAGGUCCACUGUCUUGUGUUUUCAUGUUGAAAAUACUUUUGCAUUUUUCCUUUGCGUGCCAAUUUCUUACUAGUACUAUUUCUUAAUGUCACAUGUUUACCUGGAAUGUAUUUUAACUAUUUUUGUAUAGUGUAAACUGAAACAUGCACAUUUUGUACAUUGUGCUUUUUUUUUUUUGUGGGACAUAUGCAGUGUGAUCCAGUCAUUUUCCAUCCUUUGGUUGCGCUGACCUAGGAAUGUUGGUCAUAUCAAACAUCAAAUUUUAAAAUGACCACUCUUUUAAUUAAAAUUAACUUUUAAAUGUUUAUAGGAGUAUGUGCUGUGAAGUGAUCUGAAAUUUGUAAUAUUUUUGUCAUGAACUGUACUGCUCCUAAUUAUUGUAAUGUAAUAAAAAUAGUUAUGGUGACUA
Molecule: messenger RNA, 5083 nt
Organism: Ochotona curzoniae (black-lipped pika)
Lineage: Eukaryota; Metazoa; Chordata; Mammalia; Lagomorpha; Ochotonidae
Gene: KRAS
Product: KRAS proto-oncogene, GTPase
Exons: 7
Coding region: 212-895 (227 amino acids)
Biological process (GO): Ras protein signal transduction
Cellular component (GO): plasma membrane
Molecular function (GO): GDP binding; GTP binding; GTPase activity
Source: RefSeq, a predicted model, not a curated record